GUGGCGAACGGGCACGCCGCCCAGGUCCAUGGCGGCUGCGUGGAAUGCGUGCCGACCCAGGACAAGGGCCGCGUCCUGGUCGCCCAGCGCGCGUUCCAGCAGGGCCAGGUGAUCUUCUCGGAGCAGCCGCUGCUGACGGUCGCGGCAGACGCCCAGGACGAGGCAUUCGUGGCGCUGAGGCGGCUGUGUGAUGGACGCGGUUGGGACUUCGAGCCCUUGUGGUACUGGGCCGCCCUGAGGUCCCUGACGGAAGACCAGUUGUCAGGCGGCCCCCUGGCGCGUGCGCCACCGCUGGCUCCUGAGAAGCAGGAGAAGCUGCUGAUACUGCACCAGGGCGAGAGAAACGGUGUCAGCGCGGCCUGCGCCGCGAUCGGCAAGCAGUUCGCCCCGCGAGCAGAGGCCAUCUUGCUCGAGCGGGUGCUGCAGGUGUGGGUGCACAAUGCGUUCGACUACUCGGACGACCCACCCGGCUACGCCACGUACUUCCUGCCGUCGUUCAUGUCGCACUCGUGUUGGCCGAACGCCUUUUGGCAUUACGGCGCUGGCGGCAAGAACAGCUACGUACUGCGGGCCCGGCGAAACAUCGCCAAGGGCGAGGAGAUCACCGUGUCAUACCUGGACGAGUCGUUGUUGCUGGCCUGCGCCCCGGAGCGGCGCUGGGACCUCUGGGAGUCGAAGCUCUUCUGGUGCGCGUGCGAGCGGUGCUGCGGAGGCGUCGAUCGUAGCAGGGGCCUGACCUGCCCCGUGUGCCGCUCGGGCUCCGUCUUUGCAAGCCCAGGCGGGCCCAGCAGGCUGGCCAGCGGCACGCUGGGACCCGGAGCGCUGGUCGGGGCGGCCUGCGGCGCCUGCGGCUGCGAGCUGACACUGGAGCAGGCGAUCUCGCUCAGCGGGCACGAGGCCUCCCUGAAGGGCAUCCUAGACGGCUGGCAGGAGGACGGGGCCCCGUCGGAGAUCGAGGCGCAGCAGGUCGAGGAGCUCGUGGAGGCCUGCUUCCCGCAGCACUUCCUGGGCGACAGGGCCCGGGGCAGGCUGGCCAGGCUGCACCGGCUGGCGGGCAGGCGCGACGAGCAGGUGCGGCUCCUGGAGGCGCGUGCCGCCUUCCUGGCCGCCGCCUACCCUGGCCUCAGCGCGGCGCGCGGCUGGAUGCUGGAGUCCCUGGGCGACGCGCUGAUGAUGCGGGCCGCGCGCGGGGGCGCGCCAGACACGGAGGGCGGAGACGACAGCCUGCGCCGCGGGCUGCGGGCCUACAUGGAGGCGUCGCGCAUCCUGGAGCUCAUGUUCGGGGAGGACCACGAGUACUCCGAUGGGCUGCUCACGAAGGUGGCGUACGCCAACGCGCAACUGCAGCUGCUGUCGAUCCCCCUCCUCCUCCCAGGGCGCGCCGCGGGCGCACUCGAGGGCCCCGAGGGCGGCGCGUCGAAGCGGCCCCGCCUCGCCGAGGAGAAAAGAGUGAGCGCGCCUCCUCUGAGAGGGGGGGGGGGCGUUCCCCGCUCCCGCCACGCCUUGGGCUGCAAUACCCCUCCAGUGCUUCGAGGA
This is a messenger RNA of Prorocentrum cordatum, 1536 nucleotides long. The record is from the annotation of a GenBank genome assembly. Lineage: Eukaryota; Dinophyceae; Prorocentrales; Prorocentraceae.